This is a messenger RNA of Austrofundulus limnaeus, 1806 nucleotides long. RefSeq names its product insulin receptor substrate 2-A. Gene Ontology annotation, molecular function: insulin receptor binding; phosphatidylinositol 3-kinase binding. The record is from RefSeq and is a predicted model, not a curated record. NCBI's taxonomy places the organism in Eukaryota, Metazoa, Chordata, Actinopteri, Cyprinodontiformes, Rivulidae. Gene Ontology annotation, biological process: insulin receptor signaling pathway. Gene Ontology annotation, cellular component: cytosol; plasma membrane.
AUUUUCUUUUUUUGUUUGUUUGUUUGUGUUCAUAUUGCAGAUUUUCAACCUGUCCUGAGUAAAAUGGCUGAAGUACAAGAUAGUUGCACCAACCAAACAAGAGUUGGACCUUCUUGUUCACCUCAGUUGUCCCACCAUUGCCACCGCACUCCAACAUGGCUGCCAGCUAAAUCUGCCCUUCUGCCUUCUUGGAGUGGUCGUUGCUAUGAUGAUGACGUUGAUGAUCAUCGAGCUGAUAUGCAGUCGAAAGAACCCCCUUCGUGUCGUCUUUAUGAGGAGCUGUUCUGUACCAGCCGGUCCUCUGUCCCUCUGGUUCCUCUGGCUGGUGCUUUGAUGGCAACCUCAAGGCCACAGGCUGAUGUGGUGAAAGGAGGAUAUCUGGGGAAGUUGGAGCAGAACAACAGAAGAUAUUUUGUCCUGAGAACUGGAAGUCAUACUGGGCCGAGUCGAUUGGAGUGGUUCAAGAGCCAGGAGAAGUUCACAGCAACGGAGAAGUCUGUUGGGAAAUCUCCACUGCUGGGGUCUAACAAACAAGGCGUGAUCUACUUGCGCUGCUGUCUUGGUGUGAGCCGGAUUGGCAGUUCCCGUAAAGUCCACACGGUAGCUCUGUAUGACAAAGCUCAGACCAUGGUGCUUGUGAUGGAGGACCAGCAGCAACAAGAGGAUUGGUAUGAAGCCAUAAAGAAAYUGAUGGAGGAAGAGCAGAAAGAAGAAGAGCAGAAAGGAGUUGAAGAGGACGAUGGAUACUGUACUCUCCCACCUGCAGCUUUCUUCAAAGAGGUUUGGCCUGUCACUGUGAAGGCAAGGGGUCUYGGCAGUUCCAAACCCUUCACAGGGGAGAACAGACUCUGCCUUACAGCAACAACUCUGGUCUUGGUCAGGCUGGGAGCCAGUAAUGACUUGCCAUCAGUUACAAUACCUUUGUUGAGCGUUCGCCGCUUUGGACACAUGGAUGGCCUUUUCUUUUUGGAGCUUGGCAGGUCAGCUCCUAAUGGUCCUGGUGAGCUCUGGAUGGAAGCAAGAGAAGGUGGAGAAAACGCAACACUGGUCCAAAACAUUCACGAGGCAGUUCGAGAAAGGAUACAAGCACUACGAGCUCUUCCAGAUUUCAGCAGGUCACCAAGCUCCAGACACAAUCAGCAGCCAGCUCUUCUUGCCUCGAAACGCUGCAGACCUAAAUCCAGAGACAAGCCGGCUAAUGUGAAAUCUCUUACUCCACUGGUGCUGCACCUUCGAAACUCUAACGCUCAAUCUAGUCCUGCACAAUCUCAACAAAGCCCUCAGAAACCAGACGACACAAAAUCUGAAUCCUCCUUGAGCUUCACCUCUCAUCACAGUCCUUCUAGAACCCUUCAGAGCUUAGAGCMUGAGAGAGACCGCUACAUGGAAACRAAGACGGAGCRCUGCAGUGAUUCAGCCAGUGGGAUUCAUAGCUGGGAAUUGGUUCAGAAGGGUGAGGAAGGGUGGGAUUACAUGGUCAUGUCCCCUCAGACUAGCCACAGUAUGUCUGAGUUAACUCAGGAUGAUUAUGUUAUCAUGGAGAGUCCACAGAAACUCAACCGGCCGGCUUAUUCUUCCUCUUCUUUCUCUUCUCUUCAGACUUCAUUCAGCAGCUAUACCUGUGACAGUUUCUCUCCUCUGGAUUCGUCACAUCAUCAGUGCAGCCAGUCGAAUUGGCUGCUGACUUCUGUUCAGCAAUUAGAAACACAGCAUGGAGUCCAAGAUCCUGCGGGCGACUCCAAUCAUGCGCUCCCAAGAACCUCCCAUGUGGGAGGCACGUGGCGGAUUGAACUCCCAGCUGCAACC